CCACGCGGUGCCCGCCUCUGACGCUCGCCGUAGUCGCGUCGCGGCCGCAUCAGCCAGCACAGCAGCGUAGUUGGCCGGCCGGUGGCGGCAGCGCCGACCGCCGCCGGGCACGGACAUUCCGCACGCUCACGGGGGGCGGGGCGGCGGCGCUGAUCCAAGGCAAGCACGUUCCGCUCCCGGUCGCCAUUAAACCCCGCGCCGCCAUUAGAAAAAAAAAAGAAUUGGAGUGGAGUGGAGUGGAGUGGCAACUGCUCGUCCCGCUCGGCGUCGCAGCAACCGAAGCGGCAGAACCGCAACGACCCGGAGGGUAUCAAGUUUCUACUUCACUAAACAACCAUUGACAUGGGUGCAAUAGAGAAUGUGGAAGAGAGGGAUGAGCAUUCGACUGAUGUGGAACGAGAUCUUAAACAAGAAAAAGAAGCAGGGUUAGACUACGAGCCAGAUAGAGACUCCGUUUCAUCUCAGGUUGAGGCUAACAGUAACGAAGAUACUCCUACCAGAGUCAAAAGAGUUUCCAGGGUUCCAAAGAAGCUAGUGAAGAAAGAAUCAAAGGAAAACAGCCCGCGCCUAGGCAGAAUUAAUUUGAAUCACCAAGUGCACACUAAGCUGCAAUAUAUAUCGUCAAACAAUUUGCAGAACAAAUCUCCAAAGCCAAACAAAGCAGACAAUGGUGGUAAAACUGCUGAGUUAACAAGGCCAGAAAACGUGAAAGUUCCGUCUUGUCCUUCAUCUGAGGUGUCUGAGGAGAUGGAUGAUAAAGCUGUUGAGGAUAUAUCAACGGAUGAUAAAUCCAUUGAGGAUGUAGCUGAAGAUAAGGCCAUUGAGGGCAAAGCCUCUGAUGAUAAGGCCACUGAGGGCAAAACCACUGACAAUAAGGCCUUCGAGAACAGAGAUGUCGAUUGUGCAAUCACUGAGGGCAGAGCCACUGAUGAUAGGAGCAUUGAGGGCAGUGCCACUGAUGACAGUAACACUGACGGUAGAGCCACUGAUGAUAAGAUCAUUGCGGGUAUAGCAACUGAUGCUAACGCCAUUGAGGGUAUACCAUCUAACAAUAAAUCCAAUGAAGAGGCAAAGGAGAUCGAUAUAUUAGAUGAAGCUCCAAAUUGUGAUCAGAGUACUGGUACUGAUGAGGAAACUGCCAAUACUGAAGAAAGCAUAGAUGAUAAAUCAGCUGCAUAUGAAAUGAACAAGGAAUUGAAAUCAAAAUGUGAAAGGUUGGAGCAGGAACUACGUGAAGUUGCUGCACUUGAAAUUUCUCUGUAUUCAGUAGUGCCAGAGCACGGAUGUUCAUCACAUAAAUUGCAUACACCAGCUCGGCGUCUGUCUAGGCUAUAUAUUCAUGCAUCAAAGUUUUGGUCCUCAGAUAAGAAAGCUUCUGUCACCAAGAACUUUGUUUCUGGGCUUGUCAUUGUUGCAAAAUCCUGUGGAAAUGAUGUUUCAAGGUUGACAUUCUGGCUAUCAAAUACGGUUGUUUUGAGAGAAAUCAUUGCACAAACCUUUGGAAUUUCAUGCCAGCCAAGUCUUGCUAUGAAGGCUUUCAGCACGAAUGGUAAUGCAAACAUGCUUGGCAAGAACUCUUCAGCAAUGCGGCGGAAACGCAACUACAAUGGCAAGCAUGCUAGACCUGCUGUCUGGCCAUUACCUGAUGAUUGGCGGGAAACUGAUACACUUGUGCUUGCAUUGGAGAAGAUUGAAUCCUGGAUCUUUUCUCGGAUUGUUGAGUCAGUGUGGUGGCAGGCAUUGACACCCCACAUGCAAACACUAAGAGAAGAUAUAUCAAGUCCAAAGGCUGGGAGUUUGUCAGGACCUGCUUUGGGUGAUCAGCAACAAGGGAACUUCUCCAUUCAUCUUUGGAAAACUGCAUUCCAUGAUGCCUUCAGCAGAAUAUGUCCUCUUCGUGCUGGUGGACAUGAAUGUGGAUGCUUACCAGUGUUGGCAAAACUGGUGAUGGAGCAGUGUGUAGCCCGUUUAGAUGUUGCUAUGUUUAAUGCAGUCCUUCGUGAAUCUGCGAAUGAAAUACCUUCUGAUCCUAUAUCUGACCCAAUUGUUGAGUCAAGAGUUCUACCAAUUCCAGCUGGGGACUUCAGCUUUGGAUCAGGCGCACAGCUAAAGAACUCGAUUGGGAAUUGGUCUCGAUGGUUGCAAGAUAAGUUUGGCAUGGUUGCUGCUGCCUCUGAGAAGGACGGUCAAGCAGGAGAUGAUAGUGAUGACAGAAGACAUUCCGUUGAUGUAAGUUCUUUUAAGCUGCUCAACCAGCUGAGUGAUCUUCUGAUGCUCCCGAAGGACAUGCUUCUCGAAAAGUCUAUUAGGAAAGAGGUCUGCCCUUCUAUUGGCCUUCCACUGGUAACAAGGAUACUAUGCAACUUCACUCCUGACGAGUUCUGUCCUGAACCUGUUUCUGGAAUGGUUUUAGAGGAGCUGAAUGACGAGAGCUUGCUGGAGCGCUUCACGGAGAAAGACAUGAUCACCACAUUCCCCUGCACCGCCGCUCCUGUUGUGUACUGCCCCCCUCCACCGGACGAUGUCGCGGACAAAGUAGCAGACGCCGGUGCGAACGUGGAGACGGACCUGAGGGCUUCCAUGGUGCAGAGGAGAGGGUACACCAGCGACGACGACCUGGACGACCUGGACAACCCCCUGGCGUCCCUGUACGACAGGAGUGCUCCACCUUCACCUUGCAAUGGGGUCUCCCAUUCGACCACAGGGCAAGGAUUCUCCAUGGUUAAUGCAAGAUACCAGCUCCUUAGAGAAGUAUGGUCGGAGGGCUUGAGUAACCAGUGAAAAACUCUGAAAUGGAAGUGAACCUGUUGGACCUGCUGAUUUGCUGUGAGGUGAAAAGCAAAGGGUGGGGGAAUUGGUUGUGAUGGAACUGCUUUGCAACAUGUCCUGAACGAACAGGACGAGGUGCAUGGUUGGAAGAUGGCUGGUUUAGUUGGGUUCCCUUUUAGAUCUUCUCAUGGUAAAAUAAUAAUACAUAUUUGGAUUUUGAUUUUGUAAAUGCAGCUGGUUGGUUUUCUCUCUUUGCAAAAUGGGGUGGAUUUGUUUAUUGGAAGUCUGGAAGUGGUAUACUGGUAUGUGUGCUGGUAUGUCUCAUAUGUGAGCGUGGCCCAGAAUUUGACGGGCCUAGCUUGAUCUCAAAUAUGGGCAUAUCAAACC
Messenger RNA from Oryza brachyantha (malo sina), 3156 nucleotides. RefSeq lists its product as uncharacterized. The transcript has 8 exons. The coding region runs from base 343 to 2781 and encodes 812 amino acids. The record is from RefSeq and is a predicted model, not a curated record. Lineage: Eukaryota; Viridiplantae; Streptophyta; Magnoliopsida; Poales; Poaceae. Gene Ontology annotation, cellular component: nuclear pore.